Messenger RNA from Teleopsis dalmanni, 3850 nucleotides. RefSeq names its product E3 ubiquitin-protein ligase MSL2 (gene msl-2). The record is from RefSeq and is a predicted model, not a curated record. Bases 712 to 3363 code for a protein of 883 amino acids. Gene Ontology annotation, molecular function: ubiquitin protein ligase activity. Gene Ontology annotation, cellular component: MSL complex. NCBI's taxonomy places the organism in Eukaryota, Metazoa, Arthropoda, Insecta, Diptera, Diopsidae. The transcript has 5 exons.
AUUCCGAAUAGUGCAUUAAAUAGUUUCAUAAUUUAUUUUCUGCAAUUGUAAAAAAAUUAAUUACUGCUAUGAAAACAGAUGGCUUCCUAUGGAGGGAAGUCAUCGUCAGUCAGUAAGAGUGCGCAAAAUACAAAACAUAAAACAUUGAAAAUUCAUAGAAUACGCGAUUAUUUGACAUUCGUGCACAUAAUUUGUUCUCGUUCAAUUCGUUUGUUUUGCAGAAAACAAAACGGAGGAGAAAGAUUGAAGAAGAGAAUUGGUGUGAAUUGCAAGUGAAAUAUGGCUUAAUUAUAAUUAAAAGCUUAAGAAUAUAUUACAUUUAUACAAAUUUAAGCAAUUAUGAUACCAUAAAAACAAAAGUACGAGUUAAGAUAUGUGCCAGUGUACACAGAAAAAUUAAUUAAGUAAAAAUCGAAAGGACGAUUUGCCGUGCUAUAAUCGCCGAAGUUCAAUUACAACAAACCAAUUAAACGCAAUAACAAGUGCAAUUUACAAUUAAUUAGACAUAAUGGAAAUAGUAUUAAUAAAAUAGUUAAAAAGUAUCAAGUUUUGGCACUUGCGCCGGCCGGAUCAUCGAUUUCAUGUGUUGAUAUUGAAAAUAUAUAAGAAAAUUCUUUUUGUUUGUAUACUAAAAAUAAUUAUGGAAACAGUGCAAACAUUAGGCUGUUUACUGAAAAUAUAAAAAGGAUAUAUACGAAACGUUGGUACAAUAUGAACGCUGUUUGUGUGUAUGUAUCCACGGCUCAAUUAGUGCUACAAACUGAAAGUGUUGCAGUGCAGAGUGAGCAACAGUUGCAUGAUUUGAAUCGUCUACUGUCGCAUUUGCGCCAACUGCUCUCCUGUGUUGUAUGUUGUCGUUUACUGAACGAUCCAUAUGGACCGAGAAAUAAACGAUGUCAGCACAACGUUUGCAGAGUAUGCAUACAUGGGCAGAAAUCACUCCGUCCAUUGUGUAUACAUUGCAGGGAUUGUCAGGAUUAUAAAACAUACGAUGAGAAUCGUCAAAUGCGAUGCCUAAUGGUCUGCUACAAAAGUUUAUGUGAAUUUUUAACCGGCGCGCCAAUGUUUGAUCAACUGAGUAAAUUAAAAUUAAGUAAUAUAGUAAAUAGUAUCAGUUGUAGUUUGCCGCUGCCGAAUAUGUCACCACAAGAACUCGUACUGGAAGGAGCCAACUAUGAUGAUAUAUUAAAUGCUUUUAAUGCCGACCUGCCGCAUGCUAUUAUCCCAAAUUUACACUUUCCAGUAAGUUCGUCGCAUACGCUGAUAAAUUCUUCGUCAGUGUCGGCGUCAGCAUCAGCAACAUCACCUAUGGCACCUGCUUCAACAGUACACAUACAUGGAGUAUCUCAAAGCAUAGUUAAUACAACUACUCCUCCCAUAAGCUCAUCAACACAUUUUGUAAAACCACGUAUGCACAUUAAUCCAAAUAGUACAACAUCACCUCCUCUUCUACCCACCACUACAGUACAAACACAAACUCUAACGUUAAAGCAUUUAAAAAGUAUAAUGGAUCUAUCGCCGACGGUCAAGCUACCUAUACUCUCGAAUUUGAGCACAAAAUCCGUUACGGCAUCCACAACUGAAUCUAAAAUGUCUAACGUUGUUGUUACAGUCGGUUCGUCACCAGUAUCAAAAACGCCUCUCUCUAUUGCUUCAUCAAAAUUGCAAGGUCUGAAUCGGCAACUUGGAUCAACGCGAAAUGCUUUUAUAGUAUCUUCAAAUGCAUCAAAAACGAGUACAAGUAGUGAGACCCAUCCGCCGCUCACUUUAAAAGUAUCAUUGAGCGGUGCAUCAUUUCGCACUAUACAACCCAAAGCGAAUAGUUCUGCAUCCACAACGCCCACUACAGCAACAAUCACGUCACAGCAGAUUUUGAAUCCACCACCAAUCAAAACAGUAUCAAAUGGUUCUGCAAUGUACUCAGUAUUAUAUACAGGCAUCGGCAAUAAAAUCACAAUCAAAAGAAAAAUUGAUGGCGACGAGGAUUCUACUCAAAGGAAAAAUACGAGUGCAUCCUCGUCUUCGUCAACAGUAUUUGGACAAAACACAAAGACGAGCAGUAAGAAACGGGGAUGCCGUUGCGGGAAUGCCACUCCUACACCUGGUAAAUUAACUUGUUGUGGACAGCGUUGCCCAUGCUAUGUAGACUCUAAAUCUUGUAUUGGUUGCAAAUGUCGAGGUUGUCGUAAUCCUCAUCGUCCGGACGGAAACAAAGUUCGGCCAGUUAUACCUGAACUUGCCUGCUAUGAAAUUCAGAUGGCUGACGAUAACUCCAGACUUAGUCCAAGUGAACUUCCAAUAGCAACAACAAGGUCCACAUCAACGUUACCAACAUCCACAAUAGUGUCCUAUGGCGAGAACAGUCAAACGGAAUCACCAAAUCAACUAGACGAAUUCACAUUUAACAAUGCAACAAGGGGGCAUCAAAUGAAUAUGACGUCGUCAGGUGCUGGUGUAUCCAGUACUACUUCAACGACAACAGGAGCUUUGAUACCCAUUCUCAGCUUACAGCAAAAUACUCCGCAAAUGCAACAGCAAGUUCAAAACUUAAAUCCGUUAAAUGGUGGACUCUCAAGAAACGAAGUGGUACAACCAUCAAGCAUGUUACAGUUGGAGAAUCUUCAAAGCAAAUCAGUGCUUAUACAAAACUCUGAGGGCAAAUAUCAAGUGGUGAAUGUUUUGACUACGGGGUCAACUGUUCAAAGUACUAAUCAGAUGCCCGGAAUUCAAUGUUUACAAACAAUUUCUCAGCUGCAGAGUGGUGGUCAAAGCAGUAGCAGCAGUAUAUCAUCUAUUGCAAACACACCUUUCACGACUAGCUUCUCCCCAACAUUGACGCAACUUUUCACAACACAAGACCAACAACAACAGCAGCAACAAGUAGUAAAUUCAUCAAAUGGACAAACGUCAAUUGUUACGUCUCAUGUUCAACAGCAUUUCAACUCAAAUAAUAACAACUUCAUCACCCUGCAUUCACUUUCCAGUCCACACACCACAACAAGCUCUUUAACACAAGCCAUGCCUCUUAACUCAUCGACUAGCUCUCAAUCUAUUACGCUAUCACCGAUAAUUGUAACAUCACCGGAUAGUUUUACGCCGGAUAUCUUCUCAGAUUCUUCAGAUGAAUUUCCAAGCCUAUCCAAUGCAUUAUCUGUUUCUUCCAGCACGAAUGCCUCACGCUGUGUUUCCAUAGCGGCUGCGGCAGCAGGGCAUAACUCGUCGUCACCGCUGUCAAUAGGAAGUGGCGGCGGUCGGAGCAACACUCCAAACGUACACAGUACAACUCAGCUUGCACCAAUCGCCGAGCUUAUUGACUCCAAUGACUUACUCAAUCUGGAGCCAAAUUGGUUUGCAUGUCUUUAGCAAAUUUGUGUUUAAGCUUUUUUACAUACUCUGAUAAUUAAUAAAAUUGUUUUUAUCUGUAAAUAGUUCCAGAACUAUAGUCAAUGUAAGCUAUGUUAAGUAUGUGAAUAGCAUUCAUUAAACUAAUGUUAAUAUUAAGCAAUCUGUAUAUAUUAUAGUAUUUGUUAACCUUAUACUUUUAAUCGAUUUGAAAUUCAUUGAUUCAUGCUAGGAUAAUGAAAAACAGAAACAAAAUAAAAUAAAAACUGAUGUGAAAACAUAUAAUGGAACAAAUAUUCAAACUUAUAUCUAGGCUUAGUGUACACUAUGUUUAUAAAAACUACAAUAAUAAUAAAAAUAACCAAUCUAUAUAAUACAACACAUUCUAUAGUAAAUACUAAGUAUAUGUGUUUGUGUUGUUCGUGUUUUGAUCUAUGUACAUUUGUCGUUUAUGAAUCUUGACGAGACUCUCUUCUCAAAGAAUAAAAUGAUUAUUGUCAAAAACUGA